AUGGACAACGAAAAAGGCGCACGCGAUAAGCCAUUUCCUGACGUCGACGUUGUCUCCCAUGUGUCUGACACGUCUGGACCCCGCGAUCAGACCCAUAGGUCGCUCAAGAGUCGGCAUAUUCAGCUCAUUGGCAUCGGCGGAACCAUUGGAACUGCGUUGUUCGUGCAAAUUGGCUCCAGUCUGACUAGAGGUGGUCCUGGAAGCCUAUUCCUUGCUUUCACGAUAUGGUCAACAUUCAUUCUUGCCGUCAAUAACUGCCUCUCUGAAAUGGUUACAUGGAUCCCAAUCGCCUCUCCAUUUGUUCGUUUUGCUGAUAGAUUCGUCGAUCCUGCUCUUGGCUUUUGCGCGGGCGUCAACUUCUUCAUAUUUGAGGCCGCUCUCGUUCCGUUCGAAGUUGUGGCCUUCAAUCUUGUCCUCCAAUUUUGGACAGAUAAGAUCCCGAUAUCUGCAGUGAUUGCGUUUGUUCUAUUAUGCUACGCUUUUCUCAACCUUUUUGCUGUGGGAUGGUAUGGAGAGACGGAAUUUUACCUUUCCAUCGGGAAAGUCAUCCUUGCUGUGGGCUUGAUGCUUUUCACAUUUUUUACAAUGGUUGGGGGGAACCCGCUACACGACACUUAUGGCUUCCGCAACUGGAAUCCGUCUAAGGUCCCAGGUGCCCCCUUUGCUGAACAUAUCAAAACUGGCGACCUCGGGCGCUUCCUCGGCUUCCUGAGUUGUUUGAUUCAAGCAUCCUUUACAAUCGCUGGACCGGAUUAUGUUUCGAUGACGGCUGGCGAAGCAGAGUUCCCGCGACGCACACUUCCACGUGCAUUCAAAGCCGUGUUCGUCCGUCUUACUGCUUUUUUCGUCCUCGGUUCUCUCUGUGUUGGUAUCGUUGUGCCAUACAACGACGAAAAUCUUCUCAAAGCGCUAUCUGACGCACGACCGGGUGCUGGCUCGUCACCCUACGUUAUUGCCAUGGAGCGCAUGAAAAUUCCCAUCCUCCCGCAUAUCGUGAACGCACUCAUCAUGACCUCCAUCUUCUCCGCCGGAAACAGCUACGUGUACUGCGCCAGUCGGACGCUUUUCGGUCUUGCGCUGCAAGGCAAGAUGCCGAGAUUCCUUGCCAUCUGUACUAAACGCGGAGUUCCCAUCUACAGCGUCCUCGUAACGCUCGUUAUCGCCCUCUUAUCUUUCUUGCAGGUGUCAAAUAACGCGUCGGUCGUGUUGCAGUGGUUUGUCAACCUCGUAACUGCUUCCCAGCUCCUCAACUACGCCAUCAUCUCGUUUUCAUACCUGAAAUUCUACUACGCCAUGAAGGCCCAGGGUAUCCCAAGAGAUUAUUUGCCCCACAAAUCAUUCUGGCAACCUUUCUGCGGGCAAAUAUUAUGCUUUUGUUGGAACCUUCGUGAUGGCAUUUGUUGGGGGUUGGACAGUCUUCCUGCCAGGGAAUUGGGAUGUGCCAACCUUCCUAUUCUCCUACGCGUCACUUGGUGUAGCACCAGUGCUUUUCAUCAGCUGGAAAGUCAUCCGUCGCUCGUCCUCAAACGAAUGGUUUUCCAGUGGCAGCGGUCAGAAGACGUGACAUUCUUCCACAAAGAGCGGGAGGAAAUCGACUUCUACGAAGAGUCGAGUAAAGAACCGGAGAAAUCAAGUGGAUGGAUCGGUACAACGCGCGACUUUUUAUUUGGAUAG
Messenger RNA from Mycena indigotica, 1674 nucleotides. Its product is annotated as General amino acid permease. NCBI's taxonomy places the organism in Eukaryota, Fungi, Basidiomycota, Agaricomycetes, Agaricales, Mycenaceae. Gene Ontology annotation, biological process: amino acid transmembrane transport. The transcript has 12 exons. Bases 1 to 1674 code for a protein of 557 amino acids. Gene Ontology annotation, cellular component: membrane. The record is from RefSeq and is a predicted model, not a curated record. Gene Ontology annotation, molecular function: amino acid transmembrane transporter activity.